Messenger RNA from Scatophagus argus, 2295 nucleotides. Its product is annotated as protein unc-119 homolog B-like. Gene Ontology annotation, molecular function: lipid binding. Bases 336 to 1067 code for a protein of 243 amino acids. The record is from RefSeq and is a predicted model, not a curated record. The transcript is spliced from 5 exons. Lineage: Eukaryota; Metazoa; Chordata; Actinopteri; Scatophagidae. Gene Ontology annotation, cellular component: cilium. Gene Ontology annotation, biological process: nervous system development; lipoprotein transport; cilium assembly.
AUUUACAUUUACAUUGUUACUUAGACUGGUAGUAGUAGUUACAGUAACAGUAGUAUUACAAGUUUGAAUAAAUUUGGUCCCAUUUCAGCUUUUCGGGGUUGUCCACCGCCCCCUGCUGGACGUUUCGAGGAAGCACUUCACAUCCUCCUCGGGCUCACAGGACGAGUUGUCAUGGCAACUGUACAGCAUGUGCUUACAAAAACAAGAGCUUGACCGUUCACCGACACUUCUGUCGACGUUCGACAUCUACGACGCCAUCUUCUUCUUCUAGCACUAAGCAGAGAGUUAAACCGACCAUACUCGCUUAAACAGAGGGAGGCCGAGGAGAGUCAAGGAUGAGCGGAGCCAAAGCCCGCAGCGACGCGCCUGUUGCUGAAAAUGUCUCCGGCGGCGGGCACAGCACUGCGGCUCCUCCGCGGGAUCGCAAGCCCGGCGGAGGAGUUCUGAAGAGGCUCAAGUCCCGGAGGAGCCAGGUGGACAGCAGGCCCGUCACGGAGGAAGACCUGCGGACACAGAAUGGACACAUCACGCCGGAGGAUGUGUUGGGACUGCGGGUGGCUACGCGAGGGUACCUCUGCAAACCUGAGGACAAUAUUUAUAACAUCGACUUUGUACGUUUUAAGAUCAGAGACCUGGAGACCAACACCGUCCUGUUUGAGAUUGCCAAACCCCCACAUACAGAGGACGAUGAAGAGAACAGAGAGGCAGACGCCAGCACAGGCCGAUUUGUACGCUACCAGUUCACCCCAGCCUUCCUGAGACUGAGGACCGUGGGAGCGACGGUGGAGUUCACAGUUGGAAACCGGCCUCUGAACAACUUCCGCAUGAUCGAGAGACACUACUUUCGCGAUCACCUGCUGAAGAGCUUUGACUUUGACUUUGGCUUCUGUAUCCCAAACAGCCGGAACACCUGUGAGCACAUCUAUGAGUUCCCUCAGCUAUCUGAGAGCCUGGUCCGUCAGAUGGUGGAGUGUCCUUAUGAGACCCGGUCAGACAGCUUCUAUUUCGUCGACAACAGACUGGUCAUGCACAACAAGGCAGACUAUGCUUAUAAUGGAGGACAGUGAUAUCUGCCUGCUAGCAUGCAAACUCGCACACAAACAUGUGCAUGCACACACGUACUCACAUUUAUAGAUAUACAUAUACACACAUGCAUGCACAUGGCUGAACAUACACAUACACUUGGCUCACCCAUACAUGCACAAGCAGCUACAGACGAUUGCCGCUUGUGUUUGCGAGGAGUUGUUAUUCACUGGGGUCAUCUUCUGAGGGUGCAUUUGAUAUUGCAGGAGGUCAAUACGAGUCCAGACAGGAAGCUUCUGUCUGAAAAAAAGCUCAAUACAGGUUAAUUUAUCAGUUAUUUGAUAGGUCUUAUGUCUCUCAGCAAUUUUAAAAGUGUCCUACUACCCCCUCAACACACACACACACACACACACACACAAUCCCCAAGUGACACACAUAGUCUUUACGCAGUGUUUGUCAGAAGCAGCUGUUCUCAGAGCUGCCGCCUCUACAAUCCACUUCAGACAAUAUCAGGGGAAAAAGAGAGAAACCAUCCACAAAAACACUGUCAAACACACAUGGUCACUCCUGAGAUCCCCUCCCCAUCUCGCCGUCCUCUCUUGCUCUCACACACACACACACACACACACACAUACAUACUCACAGACACAUCGACUAUAGUGCUGUUUAAGGUUUUGAUCAAAGGUCUCUGAGAUUAUUGCUAUAUUUUUUGCCUACUUAACAGUUUUCUCUGGUUCAUAGCAACGUGUAAAUAAAUCAGGUUAUGGUUAACUGGGAUAUAACCGUAACCCUGGACUGCAAAAAAAAUCAAAAGUCACUAACCUCAUAUUAUGAACAGUCAAGAAGGGAAUUUCAAGUUUUUUUUUAUAUAUAUAAAAAAAUUCUGUGCAGAGAGUGGCAGAAAUGAUCUGAUAUUGUGAAACAUGUGAUGAUAUGAACCUUAAAAAAGUGAAAAGAUUUGUAAGAAAUUAUGUGGUACUCAGUGUGGGGGAAAAAGUUAAAUAAAAAAGUCCACUUGAUCCACUGAAAAGGUUGGGCUUCCUUUAUUAAAAUCUUUUCCCCCACUGAGUUUAAUUGCCUGUGGUUUUAAUUCAUUCCUUAAUGACAGACGUCUUAAAACAUAAACAAGUUGGAAUAUGAAACUGAGUGGUCUUUCUUCUAGCUAGAUAGUGUACUUCCUAUUUGUACUUUGUAAAUUUCUGUGUUUGUAAAUAUAUAUAUAUAUAUAGUUUGUAAAAAGUGAUCAUAUUGAAUAAAUGUACAUUUUGAGAU